CCCGGCGGCCACAGCGGCUAGCCCUCUGCGCCCUUCUUCCGGAGCUUGGCCCGGCCUGCGCUCGCCGUCCCCGCAGGGGCAGCGUUCCCUGCGCCGGGCCGGGAAGCCGAGGCGAGCCGGCGGCCCAGGUGUUCCCGGUAGUCCCCGCAGCGCCGAGCCGCGCCCAGCUUCCCCGCGCCUUUCGUGGCGGUCGGUUGCCGGGGGUUCAGGCCCGCUGCACCGGCUCUUGAGAUCCGAAAUCGGUAGCGUUCAGGCGCUUGUUUACACGGAAAUGAGUGGUGGAUUGGCCCCCAGUAAAAGCACAGUGUAUGUCUCCAACCUGCCCUUCUCCCUGACGAACAACGACCUAUACAGGAUAUUUUCCAAGUAUGGCAAAGUUGUAAAGGUUACUAUAAUGAAAGAUAAAGACACCAGGAAGAGUAAAGGGGUUGCAUUCAUUUUGUUUUUGGAUAAAGACUCUGCGCAAAACUGCACCAGGGCGAUAAACAACAAACAGUUAUUCGGUAGAGUGAUAAAAGCAAGCAUUGCUAUCGACAAUGGAAGAGCAGCCGAAUUCAUCCGAAGACGGAACUACUUUGAUAAAUCCAAGUGCUACGAAUGUGGGGAAAGUGGACACUUAAGUUAUGCCUGUCCUAAAAAUAUGCUUGGAGAACGGGAACCUCCAAAGAAGAAGGAAAAGAAGAAAAAAAAGAAAGUUCCUGAACCAGAAGAAGAAAUUGAGGAAGUAGAAGAAAGUGAAGAUGAAGGUGAAGACCCUGCCCUGGACAGCCUCAGCCAGGCCAUAGCCUUCCAGCAAGCCAAAAUUGAAGAAGAACAAAGAAAAUGGAGACCCGGUCCAGGGGGUCCCUCCACAUCCGAUGACUCAAGACGGCCGAGGAUAAAGAAAAGCACCUAUUUCAGUGAUGAGGAAGAGCUCAGUGACUGAAAUGGCAUUUACUGUGUAAAUGUCCCUAAGAUGGAAAAGCCCGGGAGCGUACAGUUCAGCUGAGGGCCAUGGUUACUUUUAGAAUUUGAGAUAAAAACACUUAAUACCAAACAGUUUUUUACUAGAAAGUAGUUCAUAGGAAAUUUAAAAAUAAAUGGAAAGUAUUAUGUUUCUCUCUUGCCUUCGCACAGUACAGUUUGAGCAUCCCUAAUCUGAACUGCUGAGCACUGCACAGUCUGAAGCCUUGUCAGUGCCGACACAGUGUCUCAGGCAGGACAGCGUGACAGUGUUACACACCCUGUGUCCUGCUGCCUUCAGGCUGUGUACAUAAAGCUUGACAAAACCUAGUGAAGUUCCUGUUCAGGCUUGGGCCCUUCCCAUCCCUGUGGUAGCUCAUUAUGCUGUGCAACUACUAGAAAAUUCAGAAAAACCCAGAAAACAAAAUACUUCUGGCCCCAAGUGUUUCAAAUAAGAGAUACACAACCUAUACUAAAAAUCAGAACUUGCUACUACUAAUCUGAAAAGAGCUAAUGUUAAUAAAAAAUAAGAAAGUAUUAUAAUGCUGUUGUCAUCCCAUGAGAAAAAGGUAUUAAAAUGAUUUGAGAUGUUCAUUCCAAAACUUUACUCGUGUUUGAUUGGUUUACACGGCUUUCAAAACUUAGUCUUCAAAACAAAUGCUUCAUAAAAUGUUAAUAAACUUUUUCAAAAGAAUUUUGUCUGUAAAUAGAGGUGUUUCAUCAUUUUUUAAUGUAUUUAUUUGAAAGGCAGAGUUACACAGAUAGAGGAAGAGGCAUAGAGAGAGAGAGAUCUUCCAUUGCUGGUUCACUCCCCAAAUGGCCGCAACCCACUUCUUUCCGGUCUCCCACAUGGGUGCAGGGACCCAAGGACUUGGGCCAUCCUCUGUUGCUUUCCUAGGCCGUUAGCAGGGAACUGGAGCAGAAGUAGAGCAGCCAGGACUCAAACUGGCACCUGUUAGGGAUACUGGCAUGACAGGUGGUAGCUUUACCCACUACACCACACAGCAGCCCUGUCAUCUUAUUUCUUUUUUCUUUAUCUCAAUCUGGAUAGGUGGUGAAUACCUGUACAGUAGUAAAGUAGCUGUAGAAGGUUUGUCACCAGUGUUUUGAGGACUGACAAUGAUAGGAAGAUCCAGCUGAGCAAUUUGGAUUUCAGUAAGCUCCAAGCGUCUUCAAGUUCCCCAUCCUGUCAGACUCCUCAGUAAUGUAUUUGACCUCAAAAAGAAAAGCGUGUCAUCAAAGCAGUUACUCCUGCAUGCCGGUAUAGCACCAGACUGUACUGUCUGAGAGCAGCUACUUGCAAACUCCCUAGCUGUGUCUUAGGAUACGUAUGACAUACUGCUAAGUGAAGUACUUACUUCUGUCAUUUAAUUUGUAAAGGGGGGAGGAGAAUUUUCAAUCUCAUGGACUCCUUGCAACUUCUCUUAAUCCUCCUGUUGUGACCAUGUGGAUACUUUGGGGCCAGCGCUGAGGCAUAGCAGGCUAAGCCACUACCUACAAUGCCAGUAACCCAUUCGGAUGCCAGUUCAAGUGUCAGCUGCUCCAUUUCUCAUCAGCUCCCUGCUAGUGUGCCUGGGAAACCAGCAGAGCACCCACAUGAGAGACUCAGAAGAAUCUCUCAGCUCCUGUCUUCAAUCCGGCCCGGCCCCAGCUGUUACAGCCAUCUGGGAAGUGAACCACCACAUGCAAGACUUUUCUCAAUUAACACUGCCUUUCAAAUAAAUUAUCUUUUUAAAAAAUGUUCAUUAAAUUCCUAUUUUUGGUGGUUUUAUAACUGUAAAUAGUUUUAAUUUCAUGUAUUAUAUUUGUGUCUGAAGCCUUCCUAUACAUAUACUGCUGUAGGUGGUUAUAAGGCUGUAUAUUUUGUGUGUUUUUGUACUAUGUGAAUACUUUGUAAGAACACUGAUGUAUUUUUCAGUUCCUAAAAGCAGUAAAAAUAUUUCCACUUUGAAAACUACAGAGGCAAUGAAACUGUUAACCAUCCUCUGCAAGGAAACCCAGCAAAAUGACUGCAUCUGUACCUUCUGUUACUAAGUAGUCACCCAACACGAAAAUUGAAACCAAAGAAAAAAAUUGGGAAAAGUUUUCUGUGAAAGUGUAUGGAGUGGUGGAUGUCUUAUCUCUAAAGCUGGGAACCCCAACUCACAGAACCCAAGCAAAGCCCCAGUGGGCCAGGUCUGUGUCACAGAACCCCAUUCAUGAGACAAGUAGGGUCUGUCCCACUUAGCCUGCACAGGCAAAGGGUAUUCCUUAGCAGAGUGGUACCUGUUUUCAGUUUGAACCAAUGUAGUCAUGACUGUAAAAAUUUCUUGAAUUUAGGAGCCAGUGUUGUGGUGCAGCAGAAUAAGCCCACCCUUGGGAUGCCAGCGUCCUGUAUCAGAGCACCAAUUCAAGUCCUGGCUGCUCUGUUCCAGUUCAGCUCCUGGCCAGUGCACUGCAAAGGCAGCAGAAGAUGGCCCCCAAAUGCUGGGGCCACUGCCACCCUUGUUGCAGACUCGGAUCGAGUAUUAGCCUGCUGGCUGGUCCAGCACCCACCACUGCAGCCAUUUGUGGAGUAAAACAGCAGAUAGAAGAUGUCUCUCUGUUGCUCCCUCUUUCUGUAAUGCCACCUUUCAAAUAAAUAUUUUUUAAAAAAGAAUAA
Oryctolagus cuniculus (rabbit) is the source of this 3583-nucleotide messenger RNA. RefSeq names its product zinc finger CCHC-type and RNA binding motif containing 1 (gene ZCRB1). Gene Ontology annotation, cellular component: U12-type spliceosomal complex. Gene Ontology annotation, biological process: mRNA splicing, via spliceosome. Gene Ontology annotation, molecular function: zinc ion binding; RNA binding. The record is from RefSeq and is a predicted model, not a curated record. NCBI's taxonomy places the organism in Eukaryota, Metazoa, Chordata, Mammalia, Lagomorpha, Leporidae.